Mugil cephalus (flathead mullet) is the source of this 7679-nucleotide messenger RNA. RefSeq names its product GATA zinc finger domain containing 2B (gene gatad2b). Lineage: Eukaryota; Metazoa; Chordata; Actinopteri; Mugiliformes; Mugilidae. Bases 141 to 2108 code for a protein of 655 amino acids. The record is from RefSeq and is a predicted model, not a curated record. Gene Ontology annotation, biological process: negative regulation of transcription by RNA polymerase II. Gene Ontology annotation, molecular function: sequence-specific DNA binding. Gene Ontology annotation, cellular component: NuRD complex. The transcript is spliced from 11 exons.
GCGUCUGCUGAGGCCCAAUCAACGGACCAGUGCUGCCUGCCUGCCGGUGCCGGGGUCUGGUGGAGAGGAGGCUCUGCAGCGCGUCAGGACCGGAUCGUGAACCCGGAGACGGUACACAUUGAGGCGAAAGGACACACAGGAUGGAGCGGAUGUCUGAGGAGGCGCUGCGGCUCAACCUGCUAAAGCGAGGCCUGGAGUCACCUAGUGAACGAGAGGAAGCAUUGGCCAAGCGCCUAAAAAUGGAGGGUCAUGAGGCCAUGGAGCGCCUCAAAAUGCUGGCACUACUUAAACGCAAAGACCUAGCUGACCUAGCAGCCAUAGAGGUUGCAGGUACACUGGGAGACGGGAAGGGCCCCAGCGCUAGUACUCUACACCACCAGAGUCUAAUGGGUGCUGCUUAUGAGGAGAAGCUGAAUGGGACUCUGAGGCUGGGAGUCCACAGCAGUCAUGUUGGACCAAGUAAAAAUGGGAAGGAGAACAUCCUGGACGAGCCAGUGGACAUGAGCUCUGGGAGAAGAUGUGAUGUGGACCAUGACAGACAAACUCCAUCUCCAGAUGUAAUCAUCCUGUCAGACAACGAGGUGUCAAGUCCUAGAACAACACCUCGGCUUGAAGAGCGUAUGCACCAGGCCAACCUCAGUAUGUUCAAGGGAAAGACAGAAGAGGAAAGGCAACAGAUGAUCAAAGCUCUGAGGGAAGAGCUGCGACUGGAAGAAGCCCGCCUUGUGCUGCUCAAGAAGCUCAGACAAAGCCAGAUGCAAAAGGAAAAUGUGGUGCAAAAGGUCCCAGUGGUCCAGAAUACUGCAUCCUCUGUGCAGCCUCCUCCCAUCCACAGCUCUCCUGGCCUGGGGAAGCUGCCUGUGAGGCCAGGCCUACACAACCUUGAACCCCAGAACCUCCGCACUGCACAGGGUCAUACUGUCAUCCGGUCAGCUGCAAGUGCUAGCCUGCCACCCAUGCUGAUGUCUCAGCGGGUGAUAGCUCCCAACCCCGCCCAACUUCAGGGCCAGAGGCUCUCGUCCAAACCUGGGAUGUCUCGCUCCAGCUCCAGCAGCUUGGCCAAUGCUGUCAGCUACCAGCAGGCCAGUCAGCAGGUGGCAGCUUCCCAGCGCUCAGGCUCCAGUGCCAUAUACAUGAACCUAGCCCACAUGCAAGCAACAGCAGGGACAGGCGGGGUGGCGGGCAGUCUUGGUGGAACUUCGGCCGUCAGCCCGUCCACCAUGUCUGGCUCAGCCAGUGGAGGGGUGAGCUGCAUUGCUGACCAGUCUAGCAGCCAGGCAGCAGCCAAACUGGCUUUAAGGAAGCAGUUGGAAAAAACCUUGCUGGAGAUCCCGCCGCCUAAACCUCCAGCCCCUCUUCUUCAUUUCCUACCCUCUGCUGCCAACAGUGAGUUCAUCUACAUGGUGGGCCUAGAGGAGGUGGUGCAGAGUGUGCUGGACAGUCAAGGUAAACUCAGAGGUACGCUGGCUCGUAUGGAGCCUUUCUUCUGUGCUCAGUGCCGUACUGACUUUACUCCCCACUGGAAGCAAGAGAAGAAUGGGCGAAUCCUCUGUGAGCAGUGCAUGACAUCCAAUCAGAAGAAGGCUCUAAAGGCAGAGCAUACCAAUAGGCUGAAGAAUGCCUUUGUCAAGGCCCUGCAGCAAGAGCAGGAGAUUGAACAGCGGCUUCAGCAGCAUGCAGCCCUUUCACCCAGCUCAGCUCCUACUGGCACCAAUGCCUCCAAGACUGAAAACUUGAUCCGACAUCAUGCCCUCCGUCAGGCUCCCCAGCCUCAGGCUUCCCUGCAGCGAGGUCUAUCCAACUCUGCUCGAGGUGUCCUGUCCAACUUUGCCCAGGCCUCCCAGCUGUCAGUGGCCAGCAGCCUCAUGGGUAUGACAAGUGCCAAGCACUGUGGCAGCGGUGGUGGAAGUAGCAGCAGUAGCAGCAAUAGGCUGCAGCAUGACAGCCGUCGUCAAAUCUACAACAUCCCAGGGUUAAAUAUUGCCUAUCUGAACCCAGCAGCAGUUGGAGCCCAUAAGAGCUCCAGCUUAGCAGACCGGCAGAGAGAGUACCUGUUGGACAUGAUCCCACCUCGAUCCAUAUCGCAGUCCAUCACCGGACAGAAAUAAAUCCCAUCCAUCUCUCCUGCCCAUCUGAAGACACCCCCAUCUAUCUACCUACUCAGUUCUGAAGCACUCCCAGAACAGAUAUCCCCACCCCCUGCCCCAUCGCAUGCAGUGCCUGUCCGUGUGCCUACCUAAACCAACCCUUGAAAACCCACCAAGUUGGACAAAGACACUAAACUGUCAGUGCAUCUCAAAUGUUCCUAUUAGAGUAAAAACCUUCUUCGUCAGAGUUGUUUGGCAAUUAUAAUUCCCUUUAUUAUUGCUUGUAGUAGCUCUAUUAUACCUGUAACUACCAUUUUUGUUUCAGUUACUUUUACUCUUCAUGCUUUUUUGUGUUUAUUCACUUUUUGUUUCUCUGCUGUCCAUCCUUUCUUUUGAGUACAUACAGUCAAUCAUUGUUGGGGCACUAAGCCACAAUUUAGGAUUUGUUUCUCUACUUAUAUGUGGUUAUUCCUAGUAACAGAAGAUCAACAGGGCUCAUUCUUGUUCCUAGGCAACAUAAAGUUUAACAACUUUUUAGCAAUGUAAAAAUCCUGAUAAACAAUAGGUAAUGCUGUUCACACUGGUACAUGCCAACAUAGUUGUCUGGAAAUAACUCCCCAAAGUUGCAGAUGUGUGGAACGGAGAUUCCUGACCAAUCAAGGCUUGGAAAGCAUUUUGCGUUUCUUCCACCAUUCAUCAUCAAAUGGAUUUCAUCAGUUUCUUCAUUUAAGCCUCUUUGAACAGUCCAGAUGACUAUAAGCAGCUGACCUGGACUGACAAGUGCUGCCCUUUUGCCCAGACCAUCAAUACGGAUUCCAGCAGUGAGGAAUCCCUUCCAACGUCAUCUGCAGACAUAUCAAGUAUUCAGGGGAAUGGUCAACUCCACUUGGCGAGUAGCCAGUCGAAUUUCCCCACUGGACCCAUCCUAUCUUAGUACCUGCCAAUGAUUCCCCCGCCCCCCUUUCGUAUUCCAAUACUUAUAAACUGAACCUCGAGCAGGAAUUCUUCUUGGCAUCACGAUUUCUUUGAGAGUGAAUAAAACUCAAAUCUGAAGGUGGAAGCACAUUUUAUGCAUCUAAACCACAGAUAUUCUUUCCUAGAAACCUAGAGAUCUGGGUUCCUAUUCUUUUUAUAUUUGUGUUUGUAGGUAGUUUUCUGAUUGUUGUGGCCCUUACUUCCUUUUUUUGAUCCCUUGUGCUCCGUUUGUGUGUGUGUUUGUUUUUUUUGUUUUUUUUAUUAGUUUUUUUUUUUUUUUGUUUUUUGCGGCGUCUCCUUUUAAUAUGGUGGCAUACCUGAGAGGUUUUAGCUCCUGGAGACGAUAAAAAUCAGCAUAAAUAUGAAAUACCUGUAUGGAUUCUGUAUAGAUACCUAGCUUCAGAGAAAAAGGAUGUGGAUUUUAUCUUUUAUGAGACAUGGAUCAAUCAUUGUGUGCAUGCCUGGCACGCAAGUUUCCUCUCUCUAGAGGAGCACUUUGCAUAUUUCCAAUUAGGAAAAAAAAAAAAAGGCCUUUUUUUUUUCGUGGUGGUCAGCUAGAGAGUCAAGAUGUCCCGAGUAUUGUAGAUAGCAUCAAUGAUGUGAUUCUUUUAAGUGGGUGAUAAAUGCUUUAUUCCCAAUUUCAUGUUGGCAGUGUUGCUCUCUGUAAAUGUUGGACCUCAAGUGUCAAUUUCCACAUCCCCGGUAGCCAGGAUGAUGAGCUUAAACCCAGUAUACAUAAGAGAUGGUUCUGUUGUUCAUAUACCAGCACCAGUACAGUGUCCUAUUUACUCACUGUCUGGAAAAUCCAUCAAUGACUUUCAUUGAUACCAAACUACAAUUUUAUAAGUUGUUUUCCUUUUCAUGAAAAAUAUAUUGGGUCCCGUUUGAAAACCUGUAUUUUUCUUGGAGAAUAAUGAGGCAUUGACCAUUUUGUCACAUUAAGAUAAGAUAGGAUAAUCCUUUAAUUUAUCCCACAGUGGGGAAAGUAUUGCAAGAAUAUUUCAUUAUGCAUCACACGGCCAAGCCAUGAAUGCUUUUUUCCCCUGUGGUUUUAUGCUGCAGGUUUUAAAUCUGAAAGAUGUGAGUUAGCAUUAGCAUUUGCAAACAUAUUUUUGUUAUCUUCCUGAUGCAAACCUGCAAGAUCCCUUAUUUCUAGAUUGUACUACUUCCAUUUAUCUUUGUAGAUAUUCUUCAAACUAUGUGGCAGAAUCACGGGCCAACACUAAGUAAUGCUGAGGUUGCAAAGGGAGCUGUUUCCACUUGGAGUUAUUAGUGCAGACAUUCAGUGAGAGUGACACUAUCUACCCACAACCAGCAAAAUCAGCACAUCUUCCCUACAAAUCAGGUUAGAUUAUGGUUUAAGUUUGUCCACCGGGGCUCAGAUGAGAGUCCUGACAAGUUGGACUAUGACAGAAAUCCAAAUUUCAUUUUGCUCCCAUAUACAUACUGUUCAUCAGUUUGCAGUAACUCCUAAGCAGUGUUCAGCCAAUGUGCAGUAUUUGUAAUGGAUCGUUACAGAAGGACAUAGAGGUGACACAGUCAGUCUGAUUUAGCAUGGAGAGCCAGAAGUUUACAUUGAGGACUUUAAGCUUAUCAACGCAUCUCAGUCUAAUUAGUCAAGAACUAAUGAGUAAAGGCAUCACUUUACAUUUCACAUUGUCAACCAUUUCUACCUAAUCUACAAGCUCUUGAAAAUUAAAUACAUGCAGUUUUUAUGACUUACAAAAGGAUCCAGAAGUCCAAUCUGUGUGAAAAGGCAGGUUAACAAACUUUUGUUGGAGAACAUUCAGACAAAAAAUGUCAAAAAUGGUACGGAACAGGUUCAUCAUUGACAUGACAUCAACACUGGCAGAGGGCUACAUGUCUAACACAUAUUGUGCCAGUUGAGUUGAGCCCGUUCAGCUGGCAAACAACUGAUCUUUGUGAAACAAAAUCCUGAUUUUUGUUUCUAUGCAGUUAGCAUAUGAUGAUUGGAAUGCUCACAAAUUACAGUUGUGUCCAAGGUAUGUCAGAAUAGAUUAUAGAUACUUUUUAACCUAAUAUUAUGUGUUUUCAUUUGUCAAGACCCAAGUUGCAAAGUUUUAUUGGAAGUUGACAUGUUACCACCUUGACAUUGGCAUUUAGCUCAAAGCACUCCUAUGUCACACAAUAUGUCAGAUGAUGCAAAAUUAUCCUGUUUUAAGAAAACGGUUAAAAUGGUGUAGCUUCUUGCUAUAAAAAAAAGAAAGAAAAUGAUAAUAUCGAAGAGUGUUUUUGUCUGGUUUUAACAUAACUAUGUUGAAGUAGUGGUCACUUUUACUACUUUGUUGCCCCCAACAAAGGUCAAUUACGGAUUCCUCUCUGUUUCACUUAUUUUCAUUGCUCAGUGGUAACUCAUUCAGGGUUUAACAUCUGUAACACUGUUCCUGUGUUUCACAAGUCUCUCACACUCUCAUGCAAAAUAAGCCCCAAGUACCUGCAAAAUAUUUUGUAAUUUUUAUUUCUCCAAUCUUGUGUUACAAACAGAGGACAGGGUCAAGGGGAUGGGUGACAAUAUUGUGCACUUUGAUGUCAUCCAUAACUGUAUGACGUGAUCUAUCUAAUCUCAACGUAGGUCACAAAAUAUAGCAAGUCGCCGUCGCCUGGUAACAGUAGCAGCAACUCAUUUUAUUGUACCAUAAGUAGUUGAAGUUGCAUAUUUCAAAUUUUUAUCGUUUCACAAUGACAGAUUUUUAUUUUAUUUUAUUUUUUAUUUUGCUUUUAGGAUAUACUACAUGAACAAGUGAGAUUUUGCAAAAUGGACAAAGAAGUUUGUGCCAAUUAUCAUAUUCAUUUUAAAUGAAAUUUGUGUCAGCAAAAUCAAAAUGCUCAAUAUGUUUAUGGGGAGGUUUGCCGUCAUGAUCAUUUCUUGCUCAGUGAAUUUCAACCAUUUUUAAGGAAAAUCUUGAUAAGGGAAUGUGUGCAUUGCUAGAACGGGCAAUCUUAAAUUUCUGUUAUCUAGUGAUAUUCAUUUAGAACGCCCCCAAGACAUUUCUAAGGUAAUGUACAUUUGUCAAACUGCUAAAUUAAAAUAUGACCCUAAUACAUAGAUCCUAAUUCGUACCACAGUGCUCAUUUCACAUAUCCCUGAUUCUGCAGUCUUUAACUAUCAACAGUCUUUUCUAGUAGGUUCUGUUAUUUAUAUGUAAUCUAUGUUACUGUUGUACUUCCUCACUGCAUCAUCACAAUUCCAUUGUGGGUGGUUGUUUGUAAAAAUUAAUGUAUUCUGAUUGUCCUUGAAUAAUCCAGACCUGUCACUAUAGCAGAAUGAGCCAUUGAUUAUAAAAAGAUAAGAAUUUUCCCAUCAGUCAAAAUAUUAUUUUGGUAUUUAUUUCCACUGAAAUUUCCAUUUUUACUGCCAUUCACAAUCUACAGUGUCAUGAAUCUCUACUUUUGCUGCCAAGUCAAAGCUUAAAUACAUUUAGAAAAAGAAAAAAAAAAUCUCUUUUCUCUCUUAAAUACCUGCAGAUACAUCCACACACCUUUGUAUUUGGACUAUGGAUUGUUGUCAAACAUAGCUUUUUAGAUUUCAAAGGACAUUCUGUUGUCUCAGCUGAUUUUUUGUUUCCUUUUUAUUGCAGUUUUAAAAAAGUGUAUUGUCUAUAAAAAUAAAUGACAAUAUUUGCUAGGUUUGAAGUAAUAAUGACUUAUUGUACAUAAGCAUUUUCCUUCCUUGUACUGAAAAAAAAAUUAAAUGGUUGUACAUUGUGUAGAAAAGCAAACAAAAAGCCAUGAAUAUUGUGAAGCUUGUCAUUUUGUUUUGUGAUCACUGUGUAUUGUGUAACAAAUGUGCAAAAUGUUCGGGAUACUUUUUCCCUCUUCCUUUGCUUCUUGAAGUGGUCUGGAUGGAUGCAUUCAAUUUGUGUUUAACUUGUUCAAGUUUUCAGUAAAGUGAUCACUGGUUCAGCCUGACAUAGCCUGCAGUCUAAAACACAUUACAUCUCUUAACACAUUUACUGUUUACUGUUCAAGCAUUGAAACUUGAAAUAAUUGUUUCUAACAAAAGUUUUCUAAAUGCUAGAUAAAUACAUUUUGAUUCCCUAAUCAAUGGAUUGAUUCAACAUUAGUCCGACAUCUGUGUCUGCAGAAGUACUGGUUUGCUUUUUUUGAAAAUAUCUUUUCUUUUUAAUGGCCACAGCUGCUGCUCGCCCUGAAUCAGUGAUCACUUCUUCUGCUAACACCUGCAUACAACAUGUUUCGCCCUGUACUCUUAGACUUAAUAUUCUAUUUGGUGUUGCUAAUGCAGGAGAAAAUUCAAUUGCAAAUUCAGUUUUAUCAAUUUUCAAUUUUCAUGUAAAGCAUUUCCUUUUGAAUAGUAUUGAAAUAAACAUCUGAAGAAGCAGAAACGGAUGAUGAAAUCCAGAGACUAUUUUAAGUAACUUUUGUUUGCCUACAUCAAUUCUGACCUUUUGCACAUACUUGAUAUUUAAAGGUCUUCAAAAAAGAAAAUGAUGCUGUUUGAAUACUGCCAGUUGAUUGACAAUUAUGCAUUGUUUAAAAAAAAAAAAAAAAGCUAAUUUUGGAGGAAAUAACUUUGUACUAUUUAUCUCUUGCAAGCUAUGUUUAAUAAAGGUUGAAACAAUUUGCUUCAAAGUGAGA